Messenger RNA from Bacidia gigantensis, 1056 nucleotides. RefSeq lists its product as uncharacterized. Bases 1 to 1056 code for a protein of 351 amino acids. The transcript has a single exon. The record is from RefSeq and is a predicted model, not a curated record. NCBI's taxonomy places the organism in Eukaryota, Fungi, Ascomycota, Lecanoromycetes, Lecanorales, Ramalinaceae.
AUGGCAUCGCUAUUUGUGCUAUUGCGCAACUGGCGCGAUGCACUGACCCUCGUAUCUCGAAAUGGCAGCGACGACGAGGGCUAUGGUGCCCUCAAGGUACUUCCGCGUGAGAUCCGCCAACAAAUCUACCAGUACGCCCUCGCGGACCACGUCGCCCUGACUCGUGAUUCCAUUGCACCAAGAAAGCCGAAAGCCACGAAUUCACUCUCUCUCCUUCGCGCGUCCAAAGCCAUCAACAAGGAAGCGCAGAAGUGCCUCUACCCCCUCAGCACCUUCACCUACAGCUACCAUCUCAUGUACGAGCCCUCCAUCCAAUCAUCCCAUACCUUCCACCGCUCCCCUACAAACGUGAGGAUUGCACCUCAAUACACACGACACCAGCACCACAACAAUGGGGAGCCUGCGCCCUUAUACGUCAAGUACUAUGAGUAUCGUUCAAUUGAGAUUGAUCGCGUCAUGAACAUCGAGCUGGAUAUCACCAUUUCUACACUCGAUUUAGCGCAUAUGACGAACGACAUGUCAGUCGGAUACGGCCUGCGUCCUGGGUUCUGGCUUGGCCGCUUUGCUCCCUUCAUGGGGACAAAGGUACCCAGAAAGCUGUGUACAAUCAACAUGAGCACAGGGCCCGACACCAACUUCCAGCACCUCAUUCUCUUCACCAUGAACACCACCCUCGGCAUCUUCAUGAAGGACCUCGUAGGCUUCAAUACGCUAGUUCUGGACCUCAAACGCUCUGACCGACGCAACCCCCUGGAAUUCACGGAAACACUCACGCAGCAGAAGAUGGCAUUCUUGCCUGGAAAGGUACAAACCUUGUCCAAGAGUAUUGCAAGGAUUGGCCGGCAUUUCGAGCCGUUCUGGGGGCCCUGUGUGAAUGUUGACGCCGACUUUAAGGAGACGACGAUGGCGUUUGAGUAUCAUGGAGCAUUGACUUUCCGUCCGCUGGAGCAUCAGAGGAAGGUGGAGACUGAGGAGUGGACUCAUGGGACGGCGCAGAAGCGCAGGAGUGAGGAGAGGAGGGAGUUGAGGGAGAAGCGUGGGCAGACGAUGUUUUGA